Closterium sp. Naga37s-1 is the source of this 213-nucleotide messenger RNA. Lineage: Eukaryota; Viridiplantae; Streptophyta; Zygnematophyceae; Desmidiales; Closteriaceae. The record is from the annotation of a GenBank genome assembly.
AUCUAUGAGAUGGCAGCUCAACAAAUGGAGUACCGAGUGAGCCUAUUCAAUUCCAUGGUGGCAACGUGUUUUGACAAGUGCUACGAGAAGAAGUACAAGGAGUCGGAAUUGAAUCUUGGAGAGACUAGCUGUGUUGACCGAUGUGUUUCCAAGUACUGGCAGGUGCGAGGGAUCAUUGGCCAAUACCUUGGUGUUUCCGGCAGUGGGAUGUAA